AUGUCUCUCCCAGCCCUCAAAGAGUACCGCCGAAAGCCCUAUGAGGCCACCUCCCCCUCGCGACCAGAACUCAACCAGUCUGGCAAAACCAUCGUUGUCACCGGAGGCAACAGUGGCAUCGGAUAUGCCAUCGCUCGCAACUUCAUCAAGGCUUCCGCCAAGCGAGUCAUCAUCUUGGGUCGCCGCCCCGACGUCGUAAAGUCUGCUGCCGACAAGCUAGCUCAGGAGGCAAAGGAGUUUGGCUCCUCCACACUGGCCGAGGGCAGAGUCUGCGAUAUUGCAAGCCUCGAGUCGACCGAAGCGCUCUGGUCGGGUUUCGAGAAGGAGGGCAUUGUCAUCGACGUCCUGGUUCUCAAUGCUGCAGCACACGGAAACGUUGCCCCUAUUCUCAAGAAUGGCCUUCGCAACGUUUGGGCCGAUUUUGAGGCCAAUGUGCGCUCUUCGCUAGACUUUACGGAGAGAUUUUAUAACCAGAAGGGCAAGGGCGCAGAUUCGCGCAAGUUCUUGGUGAAUAUCUCUUCCAUCGUCAGCUACAUGUGGGCUUCAAUGGCCCCCGAGCGUCCAAGUUACGGCUUGACCAAGAACGCUGGCACUACCUUGGUUCAGCAGAUCGCCAAGGAUACCGAUGUCAACGAUAUGCAAAUCGUGAGCUUCCACCCUGGAGGUGUUCUCACGGAUAUGGCUCGCAGCGCUGGUGUCAGCGAGGACAGUGGCAUCCCUUUUGAUGAUGAGAAUCUUCCGGGUCAAAUGGCCGUCUGGGCGGCCAGCCGAGAGGCCGAGUUUCUGCACGGUCGAUUUGUUUGGGCCAACUGGGAUGUUGAUGAGGUCAAGGCCGUUCUGGGCAAGCAGAUUGCUGAAGAUUCGAACUUCUUGAAGGUCGGAGUCGAGGGAUUGUCCGAGAACCUCCCCAAUCCCAUGAUUCCUCCUGAGAUGCUUGAGAAGAUUAUGAAGUUCCAGCAAGAUCUCCAGGCAAAGCUUGCUGCACAGAAAUAA
Messenger RNA from Trichoderma virens Gv29-8, 993 nucleotides. RefSeq lists its product as uncharacterized. The record is from RefSeq and is a predicted model, not a curated record. The coding region runs from base 1 to 993 and encodes 330 amino acids. NCBI's taxonomy places the organism in Eukaryota, Fungi, Ascomycota, Sordariomycetes, Hypocreales, Hypocreaceae. Gene Ontology annotation, molecular function: oxidoreductase activity. The transcript has 3 exons. Gene Ontology annotation, cellular component: cytosol.